Melanaphis sacchari is the source of this 690-nucleotide messenger RNA. RefSeq lists its product as uncharacterized. The record is from RefSeq and is a predicted model, not a curated record. NCBI's taxonomy places the organism in Eukaryota, Metazoa, Arthropoda, Insecta, Hemiptera, Aphididae. The transcript has 4 exons. The coding region runs from base 1 to 690 and encodes 229 amino acids.
AUGUGCCGUGGCCAAGCUUAUGAUGGAGCAAGUACAAUAUCUGGCCGAUUUAGUGGUUUACAAUCAAGAGUAAAAGAGUUAAAUCCUCUUGCAAUGUACAUUCAUUGCUGUGCUCACAAUUUAAAUUUGGUCUUAAUUGAUUCCAUUAGAUCUUCCGUUGUUGCAAUUUCAUUUUUUGGUACAUUAGAAACUUUAUAUAAAUUUCUUACUGUCAGUUUACCCAGACUUCAUAUUUUAAAAAAAGAACAAGCAAAGGAAGUAGAAGGUGUAAUAUUGACAUUAAAAAAGUUAUCUGAUACAAGAUGGGCAAAAAAUAUUAAAUCCAUGAGGACAAAUGAACAUUUUUUAGAAAUUCAAAAAAAUGCAAUCAAGUUGUGUGAAACAUUUGAUGGCGCCACAAAAUUUGAAGAUUUUUCUAAUACUGUACAAAAAUUUGAAUGUCUUGAUCCGAAGAAGUAUUUUUUUAAAAAAAAAGUUAAUGAGAAAUCUAUUAAUCAACUUAAAAAACUUUCUGACAUUUACCAAAUUGAUAUUGAUCAAGAUGAUCUCAUUUUAGAAUAUGAAUCAUUUUCCUCUGUUUACUAUCAUUUAAAUAAGGACUGUGAAGAUAUUUCAACAAAUGAGUUAAUACUAAUUUUGCAACAAAGAAUAUUCCCAUUAGCCCAGAUACAAAAGUUCCAAUUGUCGUAA